UGUGAUUGGCAGCUGCUAGCUCCCAAGAUCCUGUUGCAGCGACAGAGAGAUCCACAAACUCACUCUACUUGCACCACAUGAUACUUAUCACAAUUCACACAUCGUACCAAACAUUCUCAAGUGCACCAAGACAAGCUUUGUACAAUAGCAGCAGCAGCAGCAGAGAUCAGUGAUUAGGCUUUAAAUCACUGAUCAAGAUGAGUGGCGCAACGGCGGACUGGGCAUGGUGGCUCGGCCUCGUCGCCGGCGCCGUCCCGCUGCUCGCCCUCGCCGUCUGGCACUGCACCGACGCCUUCCACAGCGCCGCCUUCGCGUUCCGCCGCCGCGGGACACGCGCGAGGCUCCCCCCGGGCCACAUGGGCCUGCCGUUCGUCGGCGAGACCCUCGCCCUGAUCUGGUACUUCAACCUCGCCCGCCGCCCCGACGCCUUCAUCGAGGCCAAGAGGCGGCGCUACUGCUACGGCGACGGCGACGACGACGGCGGCAUCUACCGGACGCACCUGUUCGGCUCGCCCGCGGUGCUCGUCUGCUCGCCGGCGUCCAACGGGUUCGUGUUCCGGUCGGCGCCGCCCGGCAGCUUCGGCGUCGGGUGGCCGGUGCCGGAGCUCGUCGGCGCCUCGUCCCUGGUGAACGUGCACGGCGGCCGGCACGCCAGGCUGCGCAGGUUCGUCCUCGGCGCCAUCAACAGGCCGGGCUCACUCCGGACCAUCGCGCGGGUGGCGCAGCCGCGCGUGGCGGCGGCGCUGCGGUCGUGGGCGGCCAAGGGCACCAUCACCGCCGCCACCGAGAUGAAGAAUGUGACGUUUGAGAAUAUAUGCAAGAUAUUCGUGAGUAUGGAGCCGUCGCCUCUAACCGAAAAGAUCCACGGAUGGUUCACCGGUUUGGUUGCUGGGUUCAGGUCGUUACCACUGGACAUGCCAGGAACAGCGCUCCACCACGCUCGAAAGUGCCGGAGAAAGCUGAACUCGGUGUUCAGGGAGGAGCUCGAGAGGAGGAAGGUGAAGAUGGUGACCGGAGAAGGAGGCGACGACGACGACGACGGUGACCUGAUGAGCGGGCUGAUGCACGUGGAGGAUGAGCAAGGUAGACGACUCGACGACGAUGAGGUCGUGGAUAACAUAGUCUCCCUUGUCAUCGCGGGCUAUGAGUCAACUGCUAGUGCCAUCAUGUGGGCGACCUACCAUCUCGCAAAAUCGCCCAGUGCCCUUGCCAAGCUAAGAGAGGAAAAUUUGGCCAUAGCCAAAGAGAAAAAUGGUGAUGGUUUUAUCACUCUCGAGGAUGUCUCCAAGAUGAAGUACACUGCCAAGGUAGUAGAAGAAACAAUCCGAUUGGCCAACAUAGCUCCGAUGGCUCACCGCGUGGCACUCAGAGAUGUUGAGUACCGAGGGUAUACAAUCCCAAAAGGGUGGAAAGUUAUUGUGUGGAUCCGAUCACUACAUGUCGACCCAGCAUACUACGACAAUCCGUUAAGUUUCAACCCGGAUAGAUGGGAUAAAUCAGCGGAGCUAGGCACGUACCAGGUGUUCGGUGGCGGCGAGAGGAUCUGCGCCGGCAACAUGCUGGCAAGGCUGCAGCUCACCAUCAUGCUCCAUCAUCUCUCUUGUGGUUACAAAUGGGAGUUGCUGAAUCCUGACGCAGGGAUUGUUUACCUUCCGCACCCAAGGCCAACAGAUGGGGCAGUGAUGUCCUUCAGUGAACUCUGAUGGCAGCUAUAUCAUUCAGACAUAGAAUAAAGUCACCAGUACAUUCUGUGGCUUAAGAACUUCAGAGUUCAUAUAUACUAUUGCUAGGUGCAAGACUGAUUAAGAAAAAGCUGAGAAGCAACAAUGCAUGAUAUGUAUCACACCAAGCUGAGUUUCUUUAAAUGUGUUAUUCAGUUGUUGUUCCACAUGUUUUGUAUAUACGUAAAUAAACUCUACCAAGAAUUCCUGUCUAUUAAUAAAUUGUGAGCUUUUGUGAGUUGAGGAA
This is a messenger RNA of Oryza sativa Japonica Group (Japanese rice), 1968 nucleotides long. Its product is annotated as ent-kaurenoic acid oxidase 1. The record is from RefSeq and is a predicted model, not a curated record. Gene Ontology annotation, molecular function: monooxygenase activity; iron ion binding; heme binding. Lineage: Eukaryota; Viridiplantae; Streptophyta; Magnoliopsida; Poales; Poaceae. Gene Ontology annotation, biological process: sterol metabolic process.